Nomia melanderi (Alkali bee) is the source of this 6670-nucleotide messenger RNA. Its product is annotated as anoctamin-4. Gene Ontology annotation, biological process: chloride transmembrane transport. Lineage: Eukaryota; Metazoa; Arthropoda; Insecta; Hymenoptera; Halictidae. Gene Ontology annotation, molecular function: chloride channel activity; protein dimerization activity. The record is from RefSeq and is a predicted model, not a curated record. Gene Ontology annotation, cellular component: plasma membrane.
AUUGCCGCGGUCACAACCGGCAUCAUCUGACAGGCAAAUAAGUACAUUGACAGCCGAGAAUCUUCAGCUUGGAAAAUCGCAAAAAGUGACUACACCUGUGAUAAUCGUCCCGGCAACAAAAUCGAAAAUAUAUACUUCAGAAACUCAGAUGCUGCACGUCGUCACAACGAAAAACAAUAGGAAGUUAAAAUCGCAAAAAGAUAGUAGAACUUCAGAAAAUUGAACGCUGUCUUUUCGAUACCAAGCGUCAACCUAACGAUUUUGAUCAGUAUAUUAGCCUAAACUUAGAGAAAGCUACCGUCAACUUGAAUCGACAUGGAAUGUCAUCUUUUCCGGAAACGUGACUUCACUCUCGUCCGACCUGUACAACAUUCACGAUGACAUCAAGAAUCUCAAUAGACUACGAAUCAUCGACAACACCAUGAUACUUGGACUUCAUAAUAGAAUCAAAGGUCAUAAUACGAAAUACAAUAGUAAGUUGCUAGAAAACGGAGACUAAGGGAAAGUCAAAAAGACAGGAAAUAGAGAUCCACGAUGGCCGAUCUUUAUUCAAACAAUGUACCAAACCACAGUUCAAUAAUAAAUUUCACUGUCCAUAAAAUUUCCCUGAAGAAUCGAUUGCAAUAAUCAUCGUAGCCUAAUCUUAGAAACGAUAGUUAUAAAUAGAAGGGCAAAAGACAGAAGUGCUCGAGCAGCGACGACCACAAGCGCAUCGUGAACAGCGUCGUGCCUAUCGAAGAUAUUUCGUAUCGGGCCGAAGAUCUAUAGAUUCGAUUCUAGAUCGGGAAAAAGAGUUGGCCAGAAUGUCAGCACGUUUCCUCGUCGGCCAAGGGCACAGAAACCCCCGUCGGAGUGAUAACUAUAGAGCAGGCUGGCCGUGCUCCAUUCAUAAUUGAGAAAGAGGUCUAACCAGCCCGAGGUCAGGCGGACCGAGACCGUGAUCGAUCCUCGUUUACCCGGCGAUGAGCGAUCAGUAACGAUCACCACUGGUUUCGCAUACGAAUCCGUCGAUCAGACCGAAGCCCCACGUUUCCGGUGAUUUGCAAGAGCGUCAUCGAUCGAUCGCCAAAGACAACAUCGGAGGAUCGUCCUUAUUUCCGAAUGUGGUUAUGUUCGACCUAACCAAACCGCGAAAUGAUUUAGUUUUUUUAUUCAAAUGGAAGGGAACAUUAGACGUUGACGAUAUUCAUGUUUGUGAACUAAACGAAAUGAAUGAAACGAAUGACUGAAUUCGAUUAUUUGUGAUGGAAUUUGUAUCUUUGGGUACGAGAAGUGGGCUAGACUGUUAAGGUGUUUGGAUCGAACAAUAAUCCUGGAUCAGAAGGGUUUUUCAGUUUUCAGCAAGUUGACGAUUAUUGUGUAGCAAGGGACAUUUGAUCGAGUUGCAAUUAUGAAAAUAAGAGGAUGGUAUUUGACUACUGUUGAGGGGAGAGACAGUGUUUUAUUGUUAUUUUGGGUUUCUGAAUGAUAGCGACGAAUAGGACUGUCGCGAAGAGUGAAUAUUGUUUUGGUGUUUCUUGGUGGCAGGAUUGUUUGCGGAAUUGUUGAUUUAUGGUAAGCACGAUGGAUAACGGUGAGCUACGGAUGGAAGAUGAGAUGCAGAACAAUAAAAGCAGGCAGCAAAGUUCAUCCUCCAGAAAUGUGAAUGUCGACGACCAAAGCCCACGAAACUCUCCAUUACUGCCAGAAUCUGAAAAUGCAACAUCGCGGGCCACCUCAGCGACUGCAACACCUCAAAGGGCGACUAGCUCAGCAGAGACAAAUUCAUUGACGAUGAACAAAAACAUGCAAGUGAUGGUCGCUGACAACAAAGACAUGAUAUAUGACACGGAUAAAAAUGGUAUUGUGCCUGGAUCGCCGAAGUUCAGUAGAAAAUGCUCUAAGGCCAGCGUAUAUCCUUUUGCAACCAAUUUGACUGCCAGAGAUGCUUUUGGUCCAAGACUUACUGCACCAGUCACGCCAGACAAUACUCCGCCAUUGAUAGAUUCGCCGAUAUUUCCGGACGACGUAUCAAGAGACGAUGCUUUUCUGCAAAAAGGUUCGUCCCCGAACUUGGAACUGGACCCUGAAACAUUAUUUUUUCGCGAUGGUCGAAGACGAAUUGAUAUAGUAUUAGUGUAUCAAGAGGAUAGUAACGGUGUGCUGACCGAAAUCGAGACACGUCGGCUGGAGCAGAGACGCGUGUUUCAGCAGAAUCUGUUAAAGGAGGGCCUGCAAUUGGAAUUGGAACCGAAGGAGAACUCUUUCGACGGCAAAACGUACUUUUUGAAGCUGCACAUACCGUGGAAGAUCAAAGUACAAUAUGCCGAAGUGAUGAACUUAAAGCUGCCCACCAAGAGAUUCAUUACUAUUUCUGUGAAAGCUUGGCAAGGUAACGAGGAUGAGAAAAAGAGGCCGAAGAUUUGGGAGAAAUGCUUAAAGUGGAUAAAGUGGAUAAGAAAGAUACAUACUUGGGACACACGCAUGUAUUCGGAGGAACCUAGUUUUUAUAAAAGCAUCGAUUCUGGUGACCGCGAAGAAAGAUUCGUGGUGAAGGACAGAGAUACCGCUUACACGCCAGCCCAAAGGUCGCUAAUAGUGAUGCAGAUAUUAUUGAGAGCUAGAUACGAUGAACAUCACGACAAAGCUGGUAUCCGUAGACUCCUAGCAGAUGGUACUUACCUCGAUUGCUUUUCUCUGCACGAGGGUCCUUACAACAAACCAAUUCUGAAUGGGGAAAUCUUGGACAGACACUUGCUGUACCUGAUCUGGGCAAGACCUUCUCAAUGGUACAAGAAACAACCACUAUGGUUGAUCAGACGGUAUUUUGGCGAGAAGGUAGCACUGUACUUCGCGUGGCUCGGGUUUUACACAAAAUGCUUGUACGCGCCAGCAAUUGUUGGUCUCCUGUGUUUCAUGUAUGGCGUUGGAAGCAUGGAAAGCAGCGACAACAUCCCGAGUCAAGAAAUCUGCAACGGAAAUAUAGCUGGAAAUAUCACGUUAUGCCCUAUCUGCGACAAAGCGUGCGACUAUCAAAGGCUCGGCGAUUCCUGUAUCUUCUCGAAGCUUUCUUACCUGUUUGAUAAUCCUGCCACCGUCUUUUUCGCUAUAUUCAUGUCCUUCUGGGCAACUACAUUUUUGGAGUUAUGGAAACGUCGACAAGCAGUUAUAAUCUGGGAAUGGGAUCUUCAGAAUGUUGAGAACGACGAAGAGCCCAGGCCGGAGUUCGAAACUACGGUGAAAACAUUCCGGAUAAAUCCCGUGACCAGGGAAAGAGAACCAUACUUGCCCACUUGGUCGAAAGCGUUGCGCUUCUGUGCAACUGGUUCCAUAGUAUUCUUCAUGAUAUGCGUAGUUCUGGGUGCAGUGCUGGGGACCAUUAUUUAUCGAAUAUCGCUGGUGGCCGUGUUCUACAGCAGCGGUGGUCCAUUUAUGAAGAAACACGCGAAAAUCUUCACUUCUAUGACCGCCGCUCUUGUCAACUUGAUCAUCAUCAUGAUACUCACUAGAGUGUACCAUCGUUUGGCGCGAUGGAUGGUCAAUAUGGAGAACCCAAGGACUCAGACUGAAUACGAGUCGAGUUACACCUUUAAGAUAUUCCUCUUCGAGUUCGUUAAUUUCUAUUCAUCUCUGAUUUAUAUUGCGUUCUUUAAGGGAAGGUUCUUUGUUCAUCCUGGGGAUACGGAUGCAAGGAGCUCCGAUUUCGUCCGCAUAAAAAUGGACGUUUGCGAUCCAGCCGGCUGUCUAUCGGAAGUCUGUAUUCAGCUCGCUAUUAUAAUGGUGGGGAAACAGUGCUUCAACAAUUUCGUGGAGAUAUUGUCUCCGAAAAUGUGGAACUGGUGGCGUAAAAGGAGCCACGUUGCAGCAACGAAGGAUCACGCUAGGCCUUACACCUGCUGGGAAAAAGAUUAUCAGUUGCAAGAUCCUGGAAGACUGGCUCUCUUCGACGAGUACCUGGAAAUGAUAUUGCAAUAUGGAUUUGUAACGCUGUUCGUCGCGGCGUUUCCAUUGGCGCCGUUGUUCGCCCUGUUAAAUAAUAUAGCGGAAAUACGGUUAGACGCUUAUAAAAUGGUGAAAGAGGCGAGAAGACCAUUAGCAGAGAGAGUGGAAGAUAUUGGUGCCUGGUACGGGAUACUUCGUGGUGUGACUUACGUUGCAGUCGUGUCCAAUGCAUUCGUAAUUGCGUACACUUCGGAUUUCAUUCCACGUAGCGUGUACGCUAUCGUUUAUUCGCCGACGAAUGAUUUAGUCGGCUAUAUAGACAGUUCUCUGUCAGAAUUCAAUACAUCGGACUAUCGAGAUGACAUGAAGAGUCAAACGCAAACCAAACAUCCGCAAACUUGCCAAUACAGAGGGUACAGAAACGGACCUGAUCAUCCAACUGAUCCCUAUGGCCUCAGUCCGCAAUAUUGGCACGUCUUUGCAGCUCGUUUGGCUUUCGUGGUCGUUUUCGAACAUAUUGUAUUCGCCUUAACUGGAAUAAUGAGCUAUGUAAUACCAGCGGUGCCACACUCUUUGGGAACUCAAUUGCAACGAGAAAAGUUGCUCGCUCAGGAAGCCAAAUACGAAAAAGGCUUGAAGGGCAGGGAAAACGACGACGAUAUCCUGUCGAUGCUUAGAGAAGCAGGAAGCAUUGGUAGAACAGGCUGCGGUGGCAGAGGAAGCUGGUCAAGGCGGUUCAGCAAAUUGAGCGACGGUCUGGACGCUCAUGUGGACGUAGGAUCCAGAGUCAAUAGAAACAGCGACGGCUCGACUGUGUGGGAGGUGACAUAAUGUUUAAAAUGGUUGAGCAAUCCUUAAUAUCUAAGUUUCCCUACCCUCCUGAAAAGUGUACUUAACAUUUUUUAAAAUACUAUAUUUAUUUACGGAAAAAAAGACUUCUUAGGUAUUCCAUUAAGAAUGUCAUGCUUAAGGACAAUUUUGUGUACGUAUUGAGAGAUCAAGUACAAAUUUUAAAUACAAGUGAAUGAUAUAAUAAUUGUGAUAUUUUAGCGAAGUACGUACAUCAUUUUAAUGAUAAAAUAUGAAAUAUGUACCGUAUUUACAUAAUGUGUAUUUAAGAAAAAACGAUGGUGUUUCAACAUUCUGCGUCAUGAACCGAGAAAUGCCAAAAGUAAUGUCAAACAUCCUGUGAACCAUUCCACGUUAAAUUCGAUACUUUUUUUAUCUAUUCUAUUAUUUUAUACUUAAUAUACAAUUCGAGAUAUACAACUAAGUUGUUAUUUGUUCAGCAACACGUCUUUUUUAAAAACGUGUAUACAUUUUUGUAGCACCGGCGAUCUCCGUUCUUCGUUGUUACCUUAUUUUAUUAUUUCUUAAAAGGGAGGUUUAAGUAUCAUUUCUACAAUUUCGAAAUUCUUUAAGAACAAUAAAUUUAAAAGUGGAAUUAUUAACUAGUUUCACGAAAACUAUCCUUGAAAAAAAAUAUUUAUCUUCGCUACUAUUAAAUUUUGUCAAUUAAAUAAAUCUGACUUAUUUAUGAACACAAACAAAUUCGAUUUGACGUGGAAUCGUCAGUAUACAUAAGUAGCUGAAAGUGCAUUUAUCAUUUACAUAAUUUGUGGUUGAUGAUUUAAAAUGUUAAACCUCAAACUGUAUGUUUAUGAUAAUAUCUGAGUGACACGUGAUAUAAUCAGUAUUAAUAGCAAACUUCAUUGGUAAUGCUGAAACUGUAAAGUAUAACGUAUUUUUUAACGUUUUCAGAAAAUAAUUUUAGGAAGAGAUAUUCGUGAAGUAGAAAUAAUAUUUAUUAAUAUAACAAUUUUGCUGUUCCUCAAUCUUAGAUCUCGUAACGUUUUAAUAUUAAGUGCAUUUUAAAACAGUUUGAACCUUGCAUUUUAAAAUACAUUGUAGUACUUACCGUAAAACUUCAUAAAAUUUUGUUUUUACAUUAAACGUAACGCUUAACAAUUAAAAAUAAUAAUAUAAAUAAUAAUAUAAAACUCAGAAUAAUUUGAAUAAUCAGAUUCAUCAUUUAGGCUACAUAUUUUCGGAAAUUCUUGUUUAAUUUAGAAAAAGGUAUAAUAUCUACAGCAUCUAUUUUUAGGAGGAACUUAUAGAUAGAAGUAAAUAUUAAAACGUCCUAAACAUGCAGAAUGUGAUAAAUGUGUAAAAACUAUAAGUCACUAUAAUUAAUAAGUCGGGGAUAUAAUAUUAAAGGCGUUAAAUUAUCUUUUUUAUGUCUUACCAAACGUGUGAAUUUUGUCAGAUUUGUAGCCGAUUAUUUUAUAAAUACAUGUACUACAUUAUAAAAAUAGUCAUAGAGAAGAUAAAAUAAGAAAAACAUCUACCACUAUUAGUAAAUUACUGAAAUUAUUUUUAUAACUAAGUUAAAAUAAAUUAUAAAGUACUUGAAUCUCUUCUUUCGUAAUGAAAACUCUUGCACGUGGAGAGGGUGAAGAAUUUUCCACGAUCUACACAAUAUACUCUUUAUUGUACAUAAUUUCAAUAUUUCAUUUUCCGACUUACGCUUGACAUUAUUACAAUAAUUACUAUAGAAUAUAUUUAUAAUAAUAUACAUGUACAUAUUUACUUCUUUACUAUUGAUUCAAUUUAUAUGUAUAUUUCUAUAUGUAUAUUGGCCUAUGAUUCAUUCCAUACUGCACUUUCUUGCGUUAUCUGUUUCCUUUUAAAAUCUAAACGUGUAUCACAGUUGUGUUGAGGGAUAGACAGGGAUUUUAAAGAAAAGGAG